Porites lobata is the source of this 9172-nucleotide messenger RNA. The record is from the annotation of a GenBank genome assembly. Lineage: Eukaryota; Metazoa; Cnidaria; Anthozoa; Scleractinia; Poritidae.
AUGCCUCACCAACUUUCUGCUUUCAUCAACUUUCUCAGUGAUGGUCAGUGAUUGUGAUCUGGCCUCUUGCUUUAUUUUGAGCUUUUAUUUCAUCCCUGCCUAACUAGUUUGCUAUUCAAACAAGAUCACUCUUAAACGUUUUCCAGGAUUUUGGGCGCCAGUGCUGCGUUAAUAUGGCUUCAGACCGCUGUAAAAAGACAUUAGGGACUUAAAGGUUCAACGACGCGACGGCAACGAGAACGUCGCUCAAAAAGUGAAUUUGCGUUCUUUCAAAUGUAGGCCAAGCCGCCUAAAGUUGAAUUUCAAGGGACCGUAUCCAAGUUCAGAAAGAGAAAUAAAAUUUCGUCAUUGCUUGUUUACGUUCUCCAUAAAUGGCGAAAUUAGGCAUUCUCACGUCGUAGUCGUGCAAAAAUGGCAAAGAAAUGCACAAAAAGAAUGAUGCACGUACAAAGUUGUUAAUCGCUUAUUAAACCGCUAUUGCUUUUUUUGACGUUCUCGUUGGCGUCGUGUCGUUGGAUCUUAAAGUCCUAGAAAAAAAAACCUUUUAAAGAGACAGAAUUCAGUGUAAUUCUAAAUUUAAAUGAGUCCGCACGAAAUUCAGGGUGUGUCGCCAUUUGAAUGAAACGGCCUCUUCAGCAAAACUUUCAAAUGUCAGUAUUACUUACUUAGAUACAUUCUACCUUUCACGUUAAUGCCAUUCGUUCAAAUGAAACCUCUCCAGCAGUAAAGUAAUUUCACAUAGUCCUUUGGUAAUUUACGACAGGCGAAAUUAUCUAAUUUCUUGAUUUUGGUUUAAGGCACUAUUGAGAAUGAAAAGCUGAAUUAUGAAUUUCUUGAGCGUUUUCUACAAAUCAAACAACCGUGUAAAACUGCCGUGUCUGGUGAUUUUCGCCAUUUUUUCCCAUUUAAAGCUUAUUCCAUUUUAAAAGCAGAUGUUCUUCUAAAAAUCAACAGAAAUCUCAUUCAAAUUCAUUGAAAUCUGUCCGACCUAUCCAUAUCCCAGUUUGUCCAAGUCUUAGCUUUUGUCUGCUGUAAAUGCAAACUAAAAGUUGUGUGUCCUUAAGCUAUACUUUUUCUCUUCGUUUGUCUCCUGAAAAGAUUUGGCCUCGCCCUUGGCUAGUCAGACCGUAACUCAUUUUGCCAGGUUUCUUGAAGAGGCGGUCUCGCGCAUCUGGCGCUAUGACAUUGAUUUAUAGCUUGGGAUUGCAAACUGAAAAGGGUGUGAAAUAAUUAAAGACUGUUUGUCGAGGGGCUUUUUUUAGUAAAGAAAACUCCAUUUACCCCUCCAACCUCAAGCAUUCAUUCGUUCAGUGAUUAUACAAUGAAUACAUAAUUCGGUACAAGAAAAUUUCAAAAAAUUAUUUCCAAACAGUAAACAUAAUUCGGAAAUAUAGAUAGAUCACACAGUACAAAUUACUACAGGCAAUUUGCGUUCGAGAAAACAGAAAGGUUCCAUGAUUGUAAUAAUUAACUUUGACAUUCUUGCACAGCUACGAAUCGACGUUUUUGUAAGGGAAACGUUUAUAUUAAUAAACUAAUUUAUAUAGUAACAGCCCUACCCUCUUUAACACAAUAUGAAUGGUGAGAAUUGUUAGGUAGGAGUAUUCUUAAUUUUCUUUUACUUCUUUUCCUUUUUUAUAGAGAAGAGAAAGGGCAAAAUGAGCACGAACUCUACAGGAGUAAACGGUACGUGAUGAGAGUUAGCUAGAGGAAGAACGAGGAAUUUGUACAAUUCGCAAUUUGUACAAUUCAGAAAGGAAUCAAAACGUUUCGUUUUAUUUUUUUUCUUUUUUCAAAUAAUCAAAACCCAACCUUUUCAAGCAUCACAGCUUAUGUAAGUAAAAAGAAAUGCUUUUUAUUUCAUCAUCGUUUAAUGAAAAGAGCGAUAAAGUAGAUAACACAGCAGAAAAAAUGUAUGGCAUCUGCUGGUUAAAGGCCAUAAUGUUCACCAUCACCUAUGAGAUUCAGUUUUUCCGUGGGAUGCCUGUGGCACUCCCACGGUAAAAAUCCGGUUCGGUUGUACCCAAAAUUGCAAAGCCAGCCAAUAGGAUUGCCUAAAAUCUUUAUCGAUUAGCUCUUCUUCCAAGCCGACCAAUCAGAUUGUACAAAAUCUGUAUCGGUUUUUAAUCGAUUUGCUUCCUCUAAAGAACGUUGAAAUUAGAACGUUCCUUGCCAAAUUUGUCGCGCUAGAGUAUUCCCACUCGUGGUUUAGAAUGGCUUGUUAACCAGCUAAAUCCUUCGGGAUACUGGUAAGUCACGAAAGGCGACCUAACCAAAUUAUUUCUUUCCUUCAUGAUUCUUUUUUGUUGAGGUCUAGCUUUUUCAUAAGGUUUUAGUAGCGUCUGGUUGCGGGCCGUGAUUUCCGAUCGAUUUUUCUAUUCGGAGUUCGCCAGUUUUUGCCGAGCACAGCUAGAGUUCAGUUUUUUUCUUUUCUUAUCGAAAACACGUUGACGAUGGGAGGUUAAAUCGUGUAAAUUUCAACUCGUACCCUUGACGAUUGGCGGUGAAAUCGCGAAAACAUUGUCCUCGUCGAUCGACAACUCGCUUUCGGCUUGGAUUGGACUUCUGGAUGGGACACGGAUCAGGAGUGGACCUUAGUAAACUUGUGAUACCUUGGAAUCAGGGAUAAUCAUUGGAACUAUGUUAACUUUGAGACCUUGGAAACACAUUGCAAUUAAUUUUUAACUGUAUCAAGAGCAUCUUGGAAUAUUAAACUUUCAUCUUGGAUUAAAACAUUGGAACUUUAUCGAACUUUGUAACCCUUGGUUCGACCCUGGAUAAAGCAAGCGGAUGUUUUGUUUUGUUUUGUUUUGUUCCAUUAACCUAAAACUACAAUGUUUAUUAAUUUCUCUUUGAAAAAGUUACCUGUGGCAACUUACUACCAAGAUAUGAUGUAUUUUUAUACAUAUAGUUCCUGUUCAGGUUAAUCAGAGAGCAUUAUGCGCAUGUUCUCCAUUACUUGUUUCUCUUAACAUUCCAAUUUAAGUUACGCGGGUAAACCUUGUUUUGAUGCAAAAUAACUUCUUUUUCUCAUCCAAAUCGUGCUAUGAAAAUGACUACAUAGCGAUAGAUCAAAACAAGAUCAACUCCAUCCUUGCGACCACUGACAACUAUAAAUUUAGCUUGCGUAGCAGGUGUCGAAAGGGGUAGGGGAUAGGGAGGAAGCAAAAAGGGGAUGUGGAUUGGGGAGAAAUAGUAGCCUGCGUGGCAGGCUACUAUAAAUUCAGUCAUAAGCACAUUAAACCAAUCCAUACAGGUAACCUACUCAUCGAUGCUCAUAACAUGACACAUCUUUCCGGUUUCCCUAAUCAUUCCAAAUUCAGAUAGAACGCCAUUAUUCUUCCAUAGACCAACGCAUCCCACGGAAACGACUUUAGGCGUCUUGUUCUAUAUCAACCGAGCUCUUGAAGUCGUACUCAAUGUAGCACAAAAUAACAUUGUAGGUGCGGAGCCGCUGGAGCAUUCUAUCGGGGGCGCAGCUACAAAUGAGCAUUAUGAUAUAACAUUGGAAUGAUCUUCCUGACAAUAGGUCCCAAGUCUUAACUUGCGCAAACAUUUUCUGGUCUUUUGUUAAGAGCCGAUGUUGACCCUCGCAACUCUUUUGUUACGUUGUGACAAGUUGGGAAGAGUUAAAAUUUCAUCGUCUAAACUUUGAAAGGCAAGAUCUCUCAGGUGAUAUUUUUUUUCACUGCCGGAAUACUUUACGAGAAGACAUAAGGAGCGGCUGUAUAUAAGUAUACUUUUAAAUUUGCUGAUUCUGAUUCGCUAGCUAAAGGGUUUUUAGGUUAAUAAAAGAAGAACUUUUAUGGACGCGCAUGCCCGUUUCGCCUAGCUAUUUGCUUUUUUCCUUUGGGUAGUUUGCGUUGAGAAAACUUAAUAGCGAAGAGAAGUGUGACGUCACAAAAAUUCAAAUUAGGGAAAUUAUGGGAUUGGUUAAAAUAUUCAGACAGAAAAAGAUGUAAAAAGCCUCCUUGCCAAACAUCAGCCUGUUAGAGCGGUGCGGAGACAUAAGCACCGGUUUGCUCUGAUGACUCCAUAUAAUAAAUGCUUCUAAAAUUGGCUUGGAUCGAAACGUCAACGAUCCAGGCCUAUGUUUUAGAAGGAUUUGAGUCAUCAGAACAUAACGUUGCUUAUAUCUCCGCAGCCCGGGCCCCCCUGUUUCCGCACCCAUUUGCACCAUUAGGCUAAUUUUUAGCAGGUGAACAUUUUUCAUCUUUUUCUUUCUGGAUAUGCUAGAGGGUCUCAAUGGGGUUAACCAUCAGCCGUAAAAGGGCCUAAAAUUUAACCGUCAACCGUCAAAAAUGCAGACUGACAUUAACCGCCAAACAGUUUAAAGGUAGCUCAGAUCUCACUAUUUCAGAGGUCUUCACGGAGAAUCUCAAAACUGAAAAAAAAAACAGUUCCUACGUUCUCAAAAACGCACUCUCUAGACAUUACAAAACCUUAGAACUUGCUUAUACGUGCAAAUAUUUCGAAGCUUAUUAGUCUAAGGCCAAGACAACCUCCAAAACCGAAACAAUUUAUUUUACUUUAUAGAGGAGUAAAUUUCCACUUAAAAACCGUUAACUGUCAAAAGCUCUAAAAUUUAACCGUCAACCGCCAAUAAUUGACCGUGAAGGCGGCCACCCCAUUGAGACCCUCACGGCUAACCAAUCGUAUACUCACAAAUCUAGUUUUUGUGACGUCAUCACUUCUCUUCUCUAUUGAGAGGCUGUGAACAAUCUGUAGGCACCUUUUCCUUCUCUCCCGUUGAAAUAGAGCGAUCUAUUACUCAUUCUUUGGUCUGACCUUUACUUGUCUUAUCUUUCUGUUUUAGGAACAAACAUAACCACUGCAUCAAGCCGGGCCCCCGACCCACAACAGCCCGCUGGCGGCGUUCCGAUGGAUCUUAAAAUUGGCCUAACGACAGCAUAUGCGGUCAUUUUUCUCGUAGCUCUGAUUGGUAACUCUUUUGGUCUGCUCGUGGUCUUGAAGAAAUCUUCAUCUCGCAGCGUGACAAACCUGUUUAUCGCCAACAUGACCGUUGCAGAUCUGCUGCUAACUAUCACGAUUAUGCCGUUUUCGGUCGCCAAUUUGUACCGUGACACUUGGAUCGGGGGAACGCUGGGUAGCAUUACUUGCAAAGCGUUGUCUUAUGUCAUGCCAGUUUUUAUUUCCGCGUCUGUUUUCACAAUGAUGCUGAUUUCGUUUGACAGAUUCUACGCCGUAUUUUUUCCUUUGAAAGAGAAAUUCUUCCAAAAGCCAAAAGUCUUGUCAGCAGUUAUAUGGAUCUUAUCUUUUGGGUUAAUGACCCCUUAUGUUUUAAUGUAUCAAACAACUGAGAAGCAACCAGGCGUAUACUAUUGUUUACAGGAGUGGCCAUGGGCACCACCAAACGACACAGACUUCACCGAAACAUAUAAAGUGCUUAAGAGCUUCCACAUCAGCGUUUUUGUCAUAGUAUACGCGUUACCUCUCUCCAUAACAAUAAUCAUUUACUCCUUAAUUUGCCGAAAAUUGUGGCUACGUAAGAUUCCAGGGAAUGUAACAGAUACGAACCUCGCUGCUGCUGAAAAAUCGAAACGUAAGGUUGUUCGACUGCUGGUCGUCAUAUGCGUGGUAUUUGCAGUCUGCUGGUUUCCUGUCUAUGUUAAUCAUUAUUUGUGGUUCGUACGACCUGAUCAAAGUCACAAGUUGCCAGAUAGUGUUCAGAUGCUAUUCAACUGGAUAGCACAUGCCAACAGCGCUUUAAAUCCAUGCCUUUACAUUCUGCUAAAUGAAAAAUUUCGCAAGGCGUUUUUUGCAACCCUAAGCUGUUGCCCUGGUCUAAGCAAGUACCGGAAAAGUUCGUGGCAAUUUGGAUCCUCAAACAACGAUUGGAACGAAACUAGGACAAGUAUUUGGAGGAUUGUGACAGUUGCCGGUCGUAAAUCGAGUGCUUAUACAUUACCACAAAGCCCAACGGAGAGCAAAUCUGGGCAUACAAACUUAUCGCUAUCUUUGAUGAGUGUCAAAGAUGAUCGCUCGCCACCAAAUAGUCCAACUCAGACGUCCCAGAACAAUAACGCAAAAGAAACCAAGGAUAACGCCGUUGCUGACGCAAUCCAAGUGUAGGUCUGUGUAACAGCCGUUUUUGUCUCCUUUUCUAAGGGAAUUUAACCAUGAACAGCCAUCAAUGAUUUCGAUUACCAUAGACUGGAAGUUACAGUCAUGAAAUCUGUGUUUAAGAGGCCAUAUACCCCCGGGGGGGGGGUACUCCCAUACAUUACCUAUAUGGGUAUGUGCCGCCCAACUGGGUCGUGAUUUUGAACUCCUGAUUUAGAGUGGGGUAUCCAUUUCAGAGGCGUUUCCUAGAACGGGGUAUAAUAUUUCGAAUGCACGAAAGCUCCAGUUUUGUAAGCAGCCAUUUGAAAUUAUUCAAGGUCAGAUUACGUUUAAAAAUAUGGUUCAAUGCGUUAACAAGCAAACUGUUGUACUCUUUGCACCUUAGAACGGAGUAUAAAAAAUUGGCCCAUUUUUAGAACGGGGUAUCAGUUUUAGGGCGAAUUCUAGAACGGGGUAUCAAUUUUAGGGGAUUUUUUCUUUAGAACGGGGUGCCAAUUUGGAGUCCCGGGCGGCACAUACCCACCCAAAAAAUACCCAAGUGCCCCCCCGGGCAUAAACCUUUGUGUACGAGCCCAAUGCACGUGUAUACACGUUUAAAAGACGGGGGUCUAAAUUUUGUCAUCUCCUCUUGGGGAUGUUAGUUGCAGAUUUUGGUCUUACUUAGGGUGAUAAGGACAGGAGACCAAACAUUUUUCCCAUUUAGAUAUCGCUGAGGUUGUGCGUAGAGGAUUACUAUAUAAUAGUCCUACUGUAAAGUUUUAUUUCGUUGCUUGUCACAUUCUUCUUAAGGGUAGAAAUAAAGCCUUAGCCAAGCCCACACUGGUAUCUAUCAGGAGUUUCACAGGGGCACCCAACGACGGUUUUCUGUAAAAUAUCUGUUCGGAGAAGCAAAUAUUGCCUAGAAUUACUGGAGGACGGCUAAAAAUUUCUAGAUGAUCGUUCGUUCAGGUACAACGCUUAUCUAAUAAAUUCGCUACGAUUUUCUUAAGUUUAAUUUUUCACAUUUCAAUGCCCAAGUUAGGCUAUUUUUCUUAGAAAAGGCUCGAGUUCCCCUAGGAUGACAGAACAGUUACAAAUUUUAGCGCCGCUUAGAAUGCAUUUCUAGAGAUCUAAAAGUCUCUGGAUAGCCUAUUACAAAGUCUAUUUUUUUAAAUGUAUUUAUGAGGACACUGUCGUUGGGUGCCCCUGGUUUCAGUCCAAUUUUCUGACAUGCAUCCCUGUCGCAUUCAUGUAGGAGUCGCCCAUGGAGGGGACGAAGGGGUGUUUGACAGUUUAAUAUUGGUCUUUUGAAGUAAAAGUGUCUGUUGAUACAGUAGUUUCAGUGCACUACAACAGUACCUUUUUGACGAGCCAUGAAUUGCUCCGAGGGGAAUCCAAUGAGAAAAGGGCGGGAACCUUCUGAAAGAGACCAAUCAGGACGGGGAUCAACGUUUCCUUGACCCCAACAAGGCACCAGACAAAAUAGCCAAAUACGCGCUGUACAAAUUAUAAUUCCGAUACAGAAUGCAUCUUAAAGUGGUUCUUCCUUUUUUUCUGCUAACUAUAGGGUUCUUUCAGUCGAUACCAAAAUCUGCACCUUACUUCCCUAAAUCAGAAGAGAAUCCCGGCCCCUUUCAUAAGUGAGUUCCCUAAAGGACACUUGAAUGGUGAGAUGAAUUCACCUUACUAUAUCCAUCGCUUACAACUUAGGCAAUACCAGUGAUGUAAACAGCAUAAGAAAUUAGCCAGAAUGCACAUUUAGAAGUGACUAACACAAAAGACCAAGCGAUGUUGUGGAUGUUGGAAUGUGUCAAUAUAAGGAUUUUUAUGGAAAAGGUUUCUAGACCGAAAUACGUGCGGUCCAGUAGUCUGAGUAUCAGUCGCCUCUGGGGGGAAGGGACAAGACAGAAUCGAAAAGGGAAGGCAGUGAAGAAGGAGAAACGCCUUUGUUUCGUCCCCCUUCAAAAUCUCAAAUCUCCUCUGCUCUAACCCCUUAGGAAGUCCUAGCCUGAUACUCAGGAUAGGUGGGAAGAAAUGGAAGAAAUGGUUAAGACAGCGAAGUAAGACUUCCUGUCUCUCUUUCCCCUCCCCCCUUCGCCCUCUAAUAUCUCCUCUCCCCUAAGCCCUUAGGAAGCCCUGAUACUCUUUCAACGGUCCAGUGACAUUUUCCUUUUAUUAAGACCGUAUUUUUCCGUAAUUUAAACCACCAUAAAAUCUCAAUGUUAACAAUUUAAACCCUAAAAAUUGGCAGACCUACUGUGUUUGAUUAUGGGCUCUCUCUCUGGUGGUUUUAGGGUGACAUCCGAUAAUCCGACGAGGGCCUUAUUCACAUAAUCACAAAUUAUUUAUCUCUUUAUGUAAAUAACUUACAAAGGGUUACACCAGUUUGAAAUAAACCAUGUAAAUAGGGCGGAUAAACGGGCCGCAUCUUAAUUCUCUCAUGGCCGGUAGCAGACUGGAUUUGAAUGCUAAAGAGCAAGAAUAUACCGGCUAAUUAACAGUUAUUCCUCGAGGCCGAAGAAGGGCUAUUGACGCAGAGGCCAUGAGGGCGAGAGGAAUAAUUGUUUUAGUAAAAUCCAACUUGUUUGUCAAAAAUAUCGAGAAAAAACAACUUUAGCUAGCAAAAAGCGAUUCAGCCGCCUUUGGUUUGGUUUUCAAAGCCGUCGCUUUUCGCUACUAGUGGGCUAUAACAUAUAGCCUAGUAGUAGUUCAACCAAUCAGCCAACUAAAUGUAUAUAGCUUUAAUGGUCUGCGAACCCAACGUGGUCAUAUAUUAAAGUUAAGAAAUAAGUAAGGUAGUUUUUAAUUCUAUCAAAAAUGAACGAAAUAAGAUGUGGUCAGCUGUUAAGUUGAGGCACAAGAUGCAGGAAAGGUAUUGAUUUGUGAUGAUUAAUGUCCAUUUCGACUUCAGCUGUAAACAUCUUAAUACGCCAUUUGCAAAAUGACGUCAUUUUACUACUACGACAAGAAUCCUUGAGGGGCUUAGUUUCUUGUGGAAAUAAGGGCUUUUGUUAUCUAAACCUCGCUGGGAUGACCAAAAUUGAAUAGAAAAGGAAAAACGAGAAGGAUUCUGACCGUGGUCGGUAGUAAAAUGACGCCAUCGUGCGAA